Messenger RNA from Microthlaspi erraticum, 507 nucleotides. NCBI's taxonomy places the organism in Eukaryota, Viridiplantae, Streptophyta, Magnoliopsida, Brassicales, Brassicaceae. The record is from the annotation of a GenBank genome assembly.
AUGCUUCGUAUCGCGAUUCUUUGUUUCGUUCUCGCCGCCGGGAUCUCGAUCUCCACGGCGAACUCCGACAACGAGUCUAUAUCGGAGAUCCUCAAGGCGAACGGAUUGCCUGUGGGGAUAUUCCCGAAAGGCGUCGUGGAAUUCAACUUCGACGCCGUAACGGGACGAUUCUCAGUUUACUUGAACCACUCCUGCGAUGCCAAGUACGAGACCGAGCUGCAUUACGACGCUAAUAUCACGGGGAAGAUAGAGUUUGCUCAAAUCUUGGAUUUGUCCGGAAUCAAGGCGCAAGAUCUCUUCUUGUGGUUUCCGGUGAUUGGAAUCCGAGUCGACGUGCCUAGCUCUGGACUCAUAUAUUUCGACGUUGGUGUUGUUCACAAGCAAUACUCUCUGUCUUUGUUCGAGACGCCGAGGGAUUGCGUUGCGGUUAAUGGUGACAACAAGGUUCGAUCGACUAUGUUGCCAUUGUAUCAAGUAGAUCAAACUCUUGGGAGAGACAUUAUUUAG